Molecule: messenger RNA, 6321 nt
Organism: Penaeus vannamei (Pacific white shrimp)
Lineage: Eukaryota; Metazoa; Arthropoda; Malacostraca; Decapoda; Penaeidae
Source: RefSeq, a predicted model, not a curated record
GCGAUGUCGUGGUCGUGCCGCCCCUGGAGAGGAGCUACAAGGCGCGGGUGCUGGGCCACUACCCCGACCACGCCCCGACCGCCAUGCCCUUCGACAACCACGCGGUCCAGAUGCUCUGUCUGCCGCGUGGGUUGCAGUUCCGGACUCAGAAACAUGUACUGGAGCCCAAAUUCCACCCCUUCCUCGUCACCAAGGAAGAUGGCUCGCGGGCACAUGGCUUUGCAUAUGUGUUCUAUGAAGAGGUCAACUCAAAGCAGAUAUGCACUGCCAUGCACACUUUACAAUCUGUGUACUUGACGGAGAUGUCAAGUAGCCAUGCCAAAGCAGCAUCAGGAGCAACUCCAGACAAAAGAGACACAAGAUCUCUGCCUCGCCAGUUCCGUCUGUCAGCUCCUAAGUCACCAGCUGCUCUCCACUUCUAUGACAUAACGAAGGAUCAGCUGUAUGUCACAAAAUGCAUUGCCCUUGUUGGACAGCACCCAUAUGUAAACUCUGCCAAAAAAUUUCUUAAAGGUCUAUAUAGGUUUUUCAUACAGUGUGAAAGUGGAGGUGUAAGUUUAGAGUCUCAUGUAUACAACUUGCUCUACGAGGUGCCAGCACCGCCCCACGGUCGAUGUGUGGCAUUUUCCUGUUUUGGGAAGAUGCAGGUGUGUCAGUGCCCCACCAGUCAGGAGCUUCCAUUGUUUGUGUACUCCUUGAAGGAGUUCUUCACAGUCCUCAAUGUAGAAAGUGUUGUACAGCUUCUUACAUGUGUACUGCUUGAAAACCAAAUUAUUCUAGUGUCUAGUGAUUACUACAAGUUGAUGCUGGUCGCGGAGAGUAUAUGUGCGCUGAUGUUUCCGUUUGUUUGGCAACACGUUUAUGUGCCAAUCUUACCUGCCUCUCUACAUCACUUCCUUGAUGCCCCGGUGCCUUUUAUCAUGGGCCUGCAGUGCUCCAACGACUCAAGGGAUACAAUUCAGAUCCCAAAUGAGGCAAACCUGUGUUUGGUUGAUGUGGAUGAAGGCACCGUAGAAGUACCUGAAGAUCUUCCUCAGUUUCCUCACAAAGUAGACUUCAUUCAUGAACUCACACAAUUACUUUUAAAGUGGGAAGUUCCAGCUGGUAAACUGGAUAGGAACUUGAACGAGCAUCACUCUCAGUACAAGUACCGCAGGAGACGGAAGUGCUCCUGGUCCCACGACUCGGACUCGGGCGUGUCCAGCACAGAGGGAUCCAUCAGUGGGUCUCACUCCUCCAUCACUUCCCUCCCUCCUUCUUCAGUAGCUUCUUCCACCUCCCCUGCACAAGGUCCCCCGAGUAGUAGCAGAAGUCACCAUUUUGACACCCUGCACCUUUCACCACAGCUUAGGGAAAUAACAGCAAUUGCACGGAAGGCCGGUGUAUAUGACGGUGAAGAAGUUGAUGGAGUCAGACGGGAGCGAGAGAACGAGAUGUUAGAGGACCUCAAGCUUAACAAUGCUGUCCGAGAAGUGUUCCUCAAUAGAUUUGUCCACAUGUUUUGUGCCUAUGACCAUUUUGUCAUUCAGCCAAAUUGUCAUGAAAUGGACAUGGAGCAGUGGCUUAGUUGUCGGGAAUCCAUGCAGAACUUUGACAAGGCAACAUUCCUCUCAGACCAGCCAGAAGCUCAUCUUCCUUUCUUGUCACGAUUCAUUGAAUCUCAGAUGUUCACGACAUUGGUGGACAACAAGAUCCUCUCCAACUGGGGCAAGCACGACACGAAUCUACGUGUGUUUGAUCUACGCAUCCGGUUCCUCAGAUAUGAUGACAGUUUAGUUCGCACACCAUCAUAUGAGCCAUGCACAACAAUCAGAGAAACAGAACAAAUCUUGGAAAAAAGAAUGUCUCACAUCGACUACCGAGCUCCUGCCCCUCAGCCCAUGGACCCACUGGCAGAGUCAUGCACGCAGUUCAACCCAGGGCACUUCCCGCUCUUAGACAGAAUAGCUCUCAAUAAGGAACCACACAAGAGUAAGAAGAGGAGCAGUCAUGCCUGGAGGAGACGAGAAAGACAGGAAAGACACCUCGAGCAUACUGGCCUAUCCAGUGAUCAACGUGAUAGGAUUAUGCAUGACGCCAAGUCCAAGCUACAACCAAAGUUAGCAGAUAUGUCACCUGCUCAUAUGGCUCAAACCAAUUGGAAUUUUGUCGAACAGUUGUUGAAGGAAUGCAAGACGAGAACCAAAAGAAUGCUAGUGGAAAAGAUGGGUUCCGAGGCUGUAGAAUUAGGCCACGGAGAAGGAAGUCUUGUGGGUGUGGAAGAAAACACACUCAUAGCAUCUCUGUGUGACCUCCUAGAGAGGGUUUGGGCUCAUGGUCUCCAAAGCAAGCAGGGCAAAUCCGCUCUUUGGUCUCAUCUCCUAAACUAUCAAGAGCUGGAGGAAUGUAAUGAUUCUACUAAGCCUGUGAAUCCAAAUUUCCUCUCUCCAGUUCCCCAAAACUCCGCACCAAAGAUUAGCAGUAUGUCACCAUUGUCGGAGAUUCUCUUGUCCAUUAAAUCUGGUAACAUUAGUGGUCUUGGGUCUCUGGCUUCUCAAUUAGCAAAUAAUUUUGAUCUCUCAACAAUGGCAUUAGAAACUGAAAGUGCUCCAGCAUCUCCCACCAAAUCUCCAAGCAACACUAACAGCCUGAGAAAGAAAUCCUUACAAGAAAGAUGGCCAAGUGACCGUAGUAUAGAGCGGAGGUCAAGACAGUCUGAAUCUGGAGUCCCCACUCUACGGCCACUUCCUAUUUCCAUAACCUUCGACAUGCGCAAUGUCCUGGCCAUGACGGAGAUAAAGACACAUAUAGGGUAUGCAAGAGCAUGGGUGAGACUCUCCCUCGAGAAGAAAGUUCUUUCCAAAAAUCUGACGACUCUGCUGAGUGACUCGGAGCUGCUUCGGAGUCUCUACAAGCGUUAUGCAUUCUUGCGAUGUGAUGACGAGAAAGAGCAGUUCCUCUCGUACCUUUUGUCUCUUAAUGCAGUAGACUACUUCUGCUUCACAAAUACAUAUACCACAACAAUUGUGCCAUAUCGUGUGGUGAUCUUCCCAUCACGUAAACUGAGUGGUGCCAGCACAUCAGCCAAUGCUUGGGUUAGCCUUGGAGGAACCCUUGGCCAAACAAACAACAUUGCAGUGCCGAAAGGCCAAGUUGAACUCGUCUUUCAGCACAAGAACCUUGGAUUGCUAACUACACUUCGGAUUGGACAUGACAACACUGGGAUGUCUCCAAAGUGGAUGGUAGAACAUGUACUAGUCAGAAAUGAAGUCACAGGACAUACUUGGAAGUUCCCCUGUGGAAGGUGGUUGGGCCGCGGCAUUGACGAUGGUUCCCUUGAGCGAAUCUUAGUGGGAGAGAUUGUACCAUCCCACGUAACGUCAGAUGACCUUGUGGAAUCUUGCCGCACUCCUCCACGCUGCAGAUCACCUAACAUGCCCGGCCCUAGACGGUCGGACCUUAAACUCACUGUGCCAGAGAUACAGCAGCAUCUAGGUGACUCUGUCAAUAAUUUAGUAAAGUACUUCUACAAGCCAGAGAAAGAAAGAGGUAGUCUGACAUUGUUACUCUGUGGUGAUUUUGGCUUGGUGUGUUGCCUAGAACAAGUAUUCUCGUAUGGUUUUAAGUCUACACGUUUCUUUGGCAAGAAUCUCUACCUUUGGGAUUAUUUUGAGCGAGUGCAGCAACAUUUUGAGGUGAUUCUUCGUGAAGACAUGGAAAGAGAACAGCUGACUGGCAUUGCUCGUGAUGGCCGAGACCACGGCCUAGCAAGCAUGGAUGAAUUUGUCUCUCUUGUGUCUCGCAUCAAUGCUUCUUCAUCUCACCUUGGAAAGGAUGAUAAAUUCCAACUUUUUGUUUGCCUUGCUGCAAGAGCACAUCUACUGCCAAGAAUUUUAUUACCUUUGCAACGUUCACCAGUUACGAGUCACAUGUACGAUGACUCCUCAUUCCUCAGAGAUCCUCAAUUAGUCCGAGAUCUUAUUAAUGUCUUGUCUGCUCUCAAUGAGUUCAACAUUGUGUUGGAAAGAUCACUAACAAGAGGAAUAGAUUAGACGACUGCAAUUGUUCAGAAUUUCCCAAAGGGAGAUUAGUGCCAUUGUAUUCCAAGCUGUCCAGCAUUUAGGUCCUUGCAUGACUGAAUGCAAGAAGAAAAGUAGAUAAGAGGACUUGUCAAUUUGUGUAAAAGUAGGGUGUUAAGGAACAAAUGCAGCAAACGGGUGACUUGUGAACAGGAUGAGAAUCAAGAAAACUUAUGAAGAUUGUAUAAUUUUGAUAAUAGAGUGUGUAUAGAAAAGGAUGGACUUUUGUAAGGAAGAAAAAGAUAGUUAUUAUCACUUGAUGAUAUGUGAUCCCUUUUGUUUUUAAGCAAUAGUUUAUUAGUCAUAGUUCCAUUGUCCAGCCUGCUAUAUACACAUGCAUGAACUUGUGAACUUGGAGUGUGGACGAUACAUUGAUGGAGCUUCUAUCAAAAUUAUGAGUUUUCUAUGUAACUCAUUUGACCUUCGAACAAGCAAGCAAUACUCAGAAGUUAUUUAAAAUGUAUUCUAGAUCAUUAUAGGCAAAAUUAUAUAGUAUUAAUCGCCUCUAAGUUUGCUAUUUUUAAAGGAAAUGUCAUAGACGCACAUAUUUUUUUAACAGUUACAAAAAUGUAGGACUAAGGAUGUUAGAUGUGCAUCAUUAUUUUUACCAUCUUGAGGGUACAGUACGGAUUGCAUAGUGAAUGUUUAUUUCUCUCGUAAUAAAGUCAGUGUUCGGUGUAGAGCAAAUUUCUUGCUUUUUAUUUUUUUUAAGGAGAAAUAUUAAGAGUUCAUUUUAUUUUUAAUGAUGUUUAAUAAUACUCUCAUCUAAAUGUUAAGUUAUUGGAUAUAACGAGAUAUUGCUAUAGAAGCUGUUGAUAGUAAUUUUAUUAUUUUUUAAUGGAAUUUUAUCACAUUACAUCUGAUAUUGACACUACAAUGUAGUUUUAUUUUAAAUCUCAUUCGCCACUUUGAGAAAUAUCCAUAUGAAGUGUUUAUGGAAAAAAGACCAUCAUUGGAAAAAUUUGACAAGACAAAAUUAAACUGGUGUUACAAUAGAGUAUUUGGUUCAGUACAUGCAUUCCAAACCACUCUUUAGGUUUAAAUGUGUACUGGAGAGUUUUUAAGUAAGGGUUUUGUUUUGAGAUGUGUCAGAUAGCCAAAAAUGGUUUUAAGGAGGAGGAAAUCAAGUCAGAACCGUUUUUAAACUUUUCGCAUUAGGUUACUUAUAACCGUAGAUGCAUACUUGUAUGUAAGUGGUAUCUUCACCCUAAUCUUGGAUAGGGUGUGCAGUCCUUUUAGAUUUGUCAUGUAGCUUCAUUUUUAUUAGUAUGUAUAUUUUACUUAGUGAGAUUUAUAAACCAAAGUUGCUGAUUUUGUGAUAAGAUUUAAUUUUUCCUUUUUUUCUUGCAUGUGCUGAAUUGUUUUUAGGCAUUUGUUUUAAUUUUAUGUCAGCAGUUACUAUUCUCUUCUUUUUUUAUUAUUGUAACUGUAUUAUAAGAUGACUGUACCUUUGUUAUGGUGAACGGUUGUCACAGCAUGAUGUACUAAAUAUAUUCAUAUAUUUUAAUGUAAGUUAUUUGUUAAUCUAGAAUUGUGAGGUAGAUGGUGAGUUGUGACAGUAAUUACGAGCAAAUAUGAGUCGCAUAUUCAGUAAUCCAGUUGAAUCUUGUGUUUGCAGACCUCUUAGCAGUGUUCUGACUGGAUGUUGGAGUGCCAUACUAAUUAGCUAAAAAAUCUCUGCGUAUCCCUGAAGCUGUGAUACCCGGCGUGUUCAUAAUCAUGUCGCAAGACUUGCAAAAUUUACCUUUUCAUGGAUUUUUACUUUGUUAACUACCUACCAAAGAUGGGAUGCAAACUUUGAAUUUUGUGAUUAUGAAUACAGCCAUUGUCAGUGCCUGCACCGUGACCUCUCUCCAGGUCGCGAAAGUUGCCUGACAUUACUCAACUGUUUAUUCGAGUACAAAAGUGGUACUCUUGCAGUAAUACUGACUGUAUUGCAAUUGUCAUUGGCUACCCAGACUUAAUGUAAGUUUGUGUGUACAGAAAGGUUAAGUCACAAUUUGUAUCUUAUGAUUUUAAAGCAAGGCAAUAUUAAUUUUGUACUUAUAGUACAAUGUGUUACACUUGUUAAAAAGUGUGUUGAUAUACUUAAAACAGGAAUUUGCUAUAGAUGUCAUUAGAAGACAGUUUAUCCUAUUUAUGUUAUGAGGUUGAAAUUAUAGCAAAGCCAAUGCUCAACUGUCCAGUAAUGACAGUGUGAAUGUGUAUAUACAUGUGCUGCAUGAAGUGGAAAUCUUAAAGAAGUAAAGUCAUAAAUAUAGUU